AUGGUUGGGACAAGUUGUGGCAUUCCAUGUAGCAAAUUGCAAGCUGAUCCUCUAACAAGUGCAAUUCCUUCCAACUUUCACAAUAUUCCCCAGUCAUUAACAUGUAUACAGUUGGCAAAAAAAUUCCAAAUGGCUUGUACAGAGGAAUGGGGAAGAAGCCAAAUGCUCCAAAGGCUUGCCAAGCAGCUUCAGUUUUACAAACCACCCUCAGUGCUGGACGAAUUGGAGGACAAUAACGACGACGGCAUAGGCUGCAACUCUUUAGCAGUCAGAAAUGUUGAGUGUUCUUGUGCCAACAAUUUGAGGGAGAGAAGAGCAGCUGUCCUGAUAUGCCUCUUUGAGGGUCCUGAGGGUGAGCUGAGAGUUAUUCUUACUAGGAGAUCAAUGAAGUUGGCAUCACACCCAGGAGAUGUGGCGUUGCCGGGUGGCAAAAUGGAGGAGGAAGAUGCAGAUGAAUCUGCAACAGCACUAAGGGAAGCCAUGGAAGAGAUUGGCCUAAAUUCAGGCCUAGUUCAAGUUGUUGCAAAACUGGAGUGCUUUAUGUCCCAGCAUUUAGUCACGGUUGUCCCGGUGAUAGGACUUGUAGCUGAAAUAGAAGAUUUCAAGCCUGUACUUAAUCCCGACGAAGUUGAUGCUAUUUUUGAUGUUCCAUUGGAGAUGUUUCUUAAGGAACACAAUCACAGAUUUGAGGAGAGGGAAUGGAUGGGUUGGAAGUACGUUCUCCAUCUUUUCGAUUUCGAAUCAGAGCAAGGAAAGUUUCUAAUUUGGGGACUAACUGCAAGCAUUUUAAUUCGAGCAGCCUCUGUUAUCUACCAGCAACCUCCAUUCUUCCAAGGACAUCUCCCUGACUUCCAAAAACUACAAAAAGCCUUGCACAAUGUGCAUAAUGUUAAUUCAAAUGUUCCAUGAGAAUGCUACUAAUUUGAAGAAAUAAAAAAACAAUAUAGAUUCAACUUCCAUCCUUCUCAUGAUUUGAUUAUUCAUGGAGCUACAAUUUCUUGGAAAAUCCGAUAUCAAUUAAUGUCAUAUGAGCAGACUUAAAUUGGUUGGUCCCCUUGUACAUGCUCCGUACGCAUCUUGACCCGUCAACUUUGUUGAAACUUCAGCACACUUUCAUGGCGGUGGUGGAAAACCAGCUGCUCAAGCAACCAACCCUUCGUUUUUCCAAGUCUCGAGAGUAAUCAAAUAUUCCACCAGUCAAAGUCCAACGCCAUCCCCAUCUGAAGUCCAAUCAUCAAUUGUGUAGAAAAUUGG
Molecule: messenger RNA, 1254 nt
Organism: Prunus mume (Japanese apricot)
Lineage: Eukaryota; Viridiplantae; Streptophyta; Magnoliopsida; Rosales; Rosaceae
Product: nudix hydrolase 15, mitochondrial-like
Biological process (GO): coenzyme A catabolic process
Molecular function (GO): coenzyme A diphosphatase activity
Source: RefSeq, a predicted model, not a curated record